AUCUGGGUGCGCUUCAAAUUUCCAGCUCCGCCCAAAACCCUUGCGAGGCUCCGAACCCCAGCAAUGGCGGACCCGCCGUCGUUCCGUCGCCACCCGCACCCCUUCUCCAUCGACCUCAUCCGCUGGCUCCCUUCCUCCGCCUCCUCCGACCGCCUCCUCGCCGCCGCCGUCCACGACCCGGCCGCGUCCUCUUCCCACCUCCACCUCCUCGCCCUCCCCGACCCCUCCUCCCCGCUCGCCUCCCUCCCGCUCCCCUCCCGCGCCACCGCGCUCCGCUGUUCCCCCUCCGUCCUCGCCGCGGCCACCGAGUCGGGAUCCCUCCACCUCCUCCCCUCCUCCUCCUUCGACGGCGCCGAAUCGGCGGUGUCCGUCCCUGGCGGCGCGGGGUUCCACGUGGGCCCCGUGCGCGGGCUCGACUGCGUCGGCGGUGCGGGCGGGGAGGAGUGGGUGACGGCCGGGGAGGACGGCAGGGUUCACGUGGUGGGGGGUAGUGGGGAUGGGAGGGUGGUAGCGAGGAGGCUGUGGGAUGGGAAGGGGAUGGCCGGGUACGAGGCCGCGAGGUGGGCGUCGCCGGCGGAGUUCGCCACCGGUGGCGCCGGAUGCGGCGUGCAGUGGUGGGACCGUAGGAAGGGGGACGCCGUGGUGGCGCAGUGCAAGGGCAUUUGGGGGCGUGGCAUUGUGACUGGCAUGGUACAUUCCAUUGACAUUCAUCCAUCAAGAAAGCAUAUAUGUGUGGUGGGAGGUUCAUCAGGGACUAUAUUUGCUUGGGAUCUGCGGUGGCCUCAGCAGCCAAUACCACUCUCUAGUUUAGGCAUUAAUGGACCAACACAGUCUGUAUGUGAGAGUGAGGUCUGGGAGGUUCUUUUUGACAAUUACACUCAGUCUUCUGAUAUCAUCUCAUCUUCCUCAACAAGAAUAUUACCUGUGAUGAUGUGCUCAGAGGAUGGUAUCCUUGCAGUUGUCGAACAAGAUGAGAGGCCUCUUGAAUUGCUUGCUGAACCCUGUGCUAUCAAUUCCUUUGACAUAGAUCCUCAGAACCCUUCUGAUGUGGUCUGUGCCUUGGAAUGGGAAUCAAUUGGUGUACUAACACGUGGUAGAGAUACAAUGACUGAAGAAUAAAAAGAUUUCCCUAUCUGAAUGGUUUCAUUAGAAUCUCCUGGAUGGUUUUCCUUCAGUUGUACAGGUCAAAACCUUCGCAAGGCACAGAUGCGUUGGAAGACCUGAAUACCAGUACCCUUCUUAGGCUUGAAGAAAUGAAUUGCGUUGUUGGUGCAGCUGAAGAUAAGGUCAUGGAAAUUGAAGUGGACUAUGAUCAGAUCAUUCCUACUACCUUCGUAACUGUGCUUGAGAAAGUUGGGUGCUGAAUGCUUGAAAUGCAAAUUGGAAUGGACCCAAACACUACUUUGGCAAGUUCUGUUGUACUAAUCCGGAGUUGCCUACUAGUAUUUUCGUUGUAGGUUUUGUAUUUGGGUGCUCGUGGACGGGUCAAUUGCUCUGUUGCGAAAACUUCUUUUUGUUCCAAAGUGAUCCAGAUGUUCCAACUUUAUAAAGUUGCAAAUGGAAAUUGAUUCUGGAACUGAUGCUAUUAACAAUUUUAUCUGCUGUCAUAAAAUGGGCUGUGCUGCUUGUGGUUCAGGAAAGUAUUGUUA
Messenger RNA from Oryza brachyantha (malo sina), 1649 nucleotides. RefSeq names its product nuclear pore complex protein NUP43. The transcript has 5 exons. The record is from RefSeq and is a predicted model, not a curated record. Bases 64 to 1119 code for a protein of 351 amino acids. Gene Ontology annotation, molecular function: protein binding. NCBI's taxonomy places the organism in Eukaryota, Viridiplantae, Streptophyta, Magnoliopsida, Poales, Poaceae. Gene Ontology annotation, cellular component: nuclear pore outer ring.